Molecule: messenger RNA, 3274 nt
Organism: Vitis riparia (riverbank grape)
Lineage: Eukaryota; Viridiplantae; Streptophyta; Magnoliopsida; Vitales; Vitaceae
Product: periodic tryptophan protein 2
Exons: 8
Coding region: 44-2749 (901 amino acids)
Biological process (GO): maturation of SSU-rRNA from tricistronic rRNA transcript (SSU-rRNA, 5.8S rRNA, LSU-rRNA); ribosomal small subunit assembly
Cellular component (GO): Pwp2p-containing subcomplex of 90S preribosome; small-subunit processome
Molecular function (GO): protein binding
Source: RefSeq, a predicted model, not a curated record
GAUGCGCCAUUGCUACUGCCGGUGACCUCUUCUACCAAAAACCAUGAAUUUCAGGUUUCAAAACCUCCUGGGAGCUCCGUACAGAGGUGGAAACGUCGUCGUUUCGAACAACACUCUCCUCAUCUCUUCCGUUGGCAACCGUAUCUCCGUCACCGAUCUCCUAAAAUCCCAAACCCAAACUCUCCCUACACAGUCCUCCUCCAACAUCGCCCGCAUCGCCGUCUCUCCUGACGGCAAUUUCCUCCUCGCCGUCGACGACCGCAACCGCUGCCUGUUCAUCAACCUCCCCCGCCGCAUCGUCCUGCACCGCAUCUCCUUUAAAAAGCCCGUCUCCGCCAUCCGGUUCAGCCCCGACGCUGCCCUCAUCGCCGUCGCCACCGGAAAAUUGCUCCAAAUUUGGCGCUCUCCCGGGUUCAAGAAGGACUUUUUCGCAUUUGAAUUGGUUCGGACUUUUGCUGACUGUGAUGAUAAGGUCACUGCGCUGGAUUGGAGCCCUGAUUCGAAUUACGUGCUCGCUGGCUCGAAAGAUUUGACAGUGAGGUUAUUUUGUUUGAAGAAAUUUGAUAAAGAAUUGACUGCUUUGAAUAAGCCUUUCUUGUUUUUAGGGCAUAGAGAUUCAAUAGUUGGUGCAUUUUUUGGCGUGGAUAAUAAAACGAAUAGGGUUUGUAAGGCUUAUACGAUUACAAGAGAUUGCUAUAUAUUUAGUUGGGGUUAUAGCGACAAUGAAGGUAAGGUUGAGGAAUUGGGUGGGGAAGAUUCAGAGCCCCCCUCUCCAGGUACCCCGGAGAAGGGGUCGGAUAGGGAUGGGAAAGGUGGUUUGGUGCCAAAUGUUGGAAUGAGGGUGAAGAAAAGGAAGGGUUUUGAUGAUAUUGGUGGUGAUUUGGUAGAAGAGUGUGGUAAUUUGUUGCAUAAAGGAAAAUGGGAGCUGUUGAGGAAGGAUAAUUUUAGUCAGGCGCCUGCUAAGUUGACCACCUGUGAUUAUCAUCGGGGGCUUGAUCUUGUGGUUGUGGGGUUCUCAAAUGGUGUGUUUGGGCUGUAUCAGAUGCCUGAUUUUGUGUGCAUUCAUUUGUUGUCAAUAUCCAGAGAGAAGAUCACAACGGCAGUUUUUAAUGACCUUGGAAAUUGGUUGACAUUUGGAUGUGCAAAGCUUGGGCAAUUGCUUGUGUGGGAAUGGCGAUCAGAGAGUUAUAUACUAAAACAGCAAGGACAUUACUUUGAUGUGAAUUGUCUUGCAUAUUCUCCGGAUUCGCAGCUCUUGGCAACCGGAGCAGAUGAUAAUAAAGUCAAGGUGUGGACUGUUUCCUCUGGUUUUUGCUUCGUAACAUUCUCUGAGCACACAAAUGCAGUCACUGCAUUACAUUUUAUGUCUAAUAACAAUUGUCUGUUAAGUGCGUCUCUGGAUGGGACUGUUCGUGCUUGGGAUUUAUUUCGAUAUCGGAAUUUUAGGACAUUUACAACCCCUUCUUCCAGGCAAUUUGUUUCUUUGGCUUCUGAUCAGAGUGGUGAAGUUAUCUGUGCUGGAACUUUAGAUUCAUUUGAGAUUUUUGUUUGGUCAAUGAAGACGGGCCGCUUGUUGGAUAUUCUUAGCGGUCAUGAAGGUCCUGUUCAUGGGUUGAUGUUUUCUCCUACAAAUGCAAUCUUAGCUUCAUCUUCAUGGGACAAGACUGUUCGAUUGUGGGAUGUUUUUGAAGGAAAGGGUGCUGUUGAAACAUUUAACCACACACAUGAUGUUCUUACAGUUGUUUACCGUCCGGAUGGAAAGCAAUUAGCUUGCAGCACAUUAGAUGGGCAAAUCCAUUUCUGGGAUCCAAUUGAUGGUUUGUUAAUGUACACAAUAGAAGGCCGUAGAGACAUUGCUGGAGGACGUCUCAUGACUGACCGUAGAUCUGCAGCCAACUCCAGUUCAGGGAAGUGCUUCACAAGCUUAUGUUAUUCUGCUGAUGGGAGUUACAUAUUAGCUGGAGGAAGUAGCAAAUUCAUUUGUAUGUAUGAUAUUGCUGAUCAGGUAUUGCUGCGUAGGUUUCAAAUAACCCACAAUCUCUCUUUGGAUGGAGUUCUUGAUGUCUUGAACUCAAAGAAUAUGACAGAAGCUGGGCCUCUGGAUUUAAUUGAUGAUGAUAAUAGCGAUGUAGAAGAAGGCAUUGAUAAACAAACACGGGGAAAGUUAGGUUAUGAUUUACCUGGAUCCAUGCCUAAUCAUGGUCGGCCUGUUAUCCGAACAAAAUGCCUGAGAAUUGCACCGACUGGCCGGGGUUGGGCAGCUGCAACAACAGAGGGUGUUCUAGUUUAUUCAAUGGAUGAAUCAUUUAUCUUUGAUCCUACUGAUCUUGAUAUAGAUGUUACACCAGAGGCAGUUGAUGCAGCUCUAAGUGAAGGUCAACCCAGCAGAGCUUUAAUUCUCAGCCUCCGUUUAAAUGAAGAUACUCUAAUUAAAAAAUGCAUUUUUGCUGUCAGUCCUGUAGAUAUACCAGCUGUUGCUUCAUCGGUUCCUUUGAGAUAUUUGCAGAGGUUGAUUGAGGCAUUCGCGGAUCUUCUAGAAAGCUGCCCCUACUUGGAAUUUAUCCUUCGAUGGUGUCAGGAACUCUGUAAAGCCCAUGGUCACUCCAUUCAACAGAAUUCCAGAAAUCUGCUUCCUUCUCUAAAAUCCUUGCAGAAGGCCAUGGCCAGAUUGCAUCAGGAUUUGGCAGAUACAUGUUCUUCCAAUGAAUAUUUACUAAGAUAUUUAUGUACUACUGGCACCAAAAAAUGAUGGGCAAGGCAUCAAUUCAUAGCACUUUUAUAAGGAUGUGGCCUUACAGCACAACUGGUGGGUGAUAUCGGUUUAUACUUGCAUAAUCUUCAAGUCUUGCAUGUAUUGCAGCCUGGACAAUGGUAUCAGCAGGAGUUUGAGAUGUUGUAUAAGUCACAACAAGAGUCUGAGACUUAAGAUCAAUGGCUGCUAAAGUGGUGGGCAAUCAGGUGGAAACUGUUAUCCAGGUUCAUUUUUGUUUCGAGGGCAUCUCCUGGUUGGAAAAGGCGGGCAUCAUCUUCCUGUGCUGUUUGUUAUUUUACACCCUUGUUUUUAAAAAUCAAGGUUAAGAGGUAUUGCACAUGCCUGACAAUGGCAAAUUUUGCUUUCUGACCUCUCAUAGCACAUGUAUGCCUGAAAGUGGCAAAUUUUGUUUUGAGUGUAACAUUAAUAGUGUUGCUAAUUUAUUUUAUUCAGAAUUGAUUGUGUAGGGAUGAUUUGAAACUAAACGAAGAAAUACUUUAAUUUAAAUUGCAUUUUAGGUCA